AUGACAGAUUACGACUAUGAAAUGCGUUUAAAAUACGCAAAGUCAUAUCAAACAACAGUUCUUGUUGCUGUUGCCUUAAGGUAAGUUUUUUUAAUUUUUUUAAACAAAAAAUAUCAAAUAUUUAUAUGUUAACAUACCUAAAAAUUUUAAAAAAAAACCUUUAAUUUUAUCCAAAAAAGCUAAUAAAAAAGCUGUUUUACUACAAAUUACAACUUUUCAAAAACUGUAAAUAUAACAUUUUAGCUCUUUAGCUGUGUUCUCAAGCAUCGUAGUGAUCCCGAUGGUGUACUUCCGAAUGCAGCAAACACUUACAAUAAUUGAGCCCAACAUUGAGGAAUGUAAAGUGCAAACUGAAAUCAUUUGGAAAGAUAUAGAAGCCACAGAAGAAGUAAGUCAAUAUUCAACUUUACCGUACUCUAUUAUGCCCAGCCUAUAGAAAAUGUUCAUUUUAGGCCAUUGGUACAAAACCAUCUGCCCAUCGUCGACUUCGGCGUCAUACGUCAAGGCAACUUAUCGCUUCUAGUGGUUACUCCACUGCAUUCCCCGGAAAACAAAACUACGCAACAGCCAAGACGGUGGGCUUGACAGCCGGCCCGUAUGAAAAUGGUACACCAGAUGCAAAAGGCACAGCUGCUGGAGAUUCAAAUCAGCAAUGUUGUGGAUGCUCGGUUGGACUAGCUGGACCAGUUGGCCCACCUGGACUGCCUGGAGAUCCAGGUAUAAUUUGAUUUUGCAAAGACCCCCCUUCCCCCCCCCCUCCGCUAAAAACAGAAGUAUUAAAAAGUACAUCCUAUCUUCAAAUUUCAGGACAAGAUGGACCAGAAGGACCAAAAGGUACGCCUGGAAAAGACGCCAACUUAUUGGAAGGGAAUCCGACUGAAGAUGACUUUUGUUUCGACUGUCCACCUGCUCCGGCUGGUCCACCUGGCGACCCAGGACCACCUGGGGUGGAAGGACCAACCGGAGAACCCGGUCCAAACGGCCGAAACGGAGAACCUGGACCUCCGGGACCACCCGGAUAUCCUGGUCCAACUGGAGAACCGGGCCCACCAGGAGAGCCUGGAGACCCGGGAAAUGAGGGAAGAGUAAGAUUUUUAGAAUAAAUUAAAAAAUGUUACUAAAAGGACUAAAUAAAACAAACUUUAGAUAACAAUAGAAGAAGGCCCACCAGGUCCUCCAGGACCACCUGGUCCACGUGGACUUCAAGGUGCACCGGGACAAGAUGGUCGUCAAGGUCAAGAUGGUGGAUAUGGACCAAUGGGACCUCCAGUAUGUCUUACAUUCCAAAUAAUUAACUUUUUUGGUACUAAAUCUACUAAAAAUUAAUUGCAGGGUGAAAAAGGAGCACGUGGUCCCAGAGGAUCCAAUGGUGCUGAUGGAGCACGGGGAAAACCUGGUCAAAACGUAAGUUUUACACUUCAUUUUCUCUAUAAGAAUGAAAAUAUUUUUAGGGUCCUAAAGGAUCUUGCGACCAUUGUCCAGAACCAAGGUUGGAAACCGGCUACUGGGAGAAACGACCCCCACAGCUACUACAAGUCUAG
Messenger RNA from Bursaphelenchus okinawaensis, 1541 nucleotides. The record is from the annotation of a GenBank genome assembly. Lineage: Eukaryota; Metazoa; Nematoda; Chromadorea; Rhabditida; Aphelenchoididae.